Nannospalax galili (Upper Galilee mountains blind mole rat) is the source of this 3062-nucleotide messenger RNA. It is a transcript of the gene Thoc5, whose product is annotated as THO complex 5. Gene Ontology annotation, cellular component: THO complex part of transcription export complex. Lineage: Eukaryota; Metazoa; Chordata; Mammalia; Rodentia; Spalacidae. Gene Ontology annotation, biological process: mRNA export from nucleus; positive regulation of DNA-templated transcription, elongation. The record is from RefSeq and is a predicted model, not a curated record. The coding region runs from base 854 to 2941 and encodes 695 amino acids. The transcript is spliced from 21 exons. Gene Ontology annotation, molecular function: mRNA binding.
AAGGUCAGCUACUUCAAAGAAAGCACUCUUCUAAGGGGAAGCAACUAAGUUCAGCCGCUUUGAAGCUGCCUGUUUUUCUAGCCUUUGAAGUUUAAAGUGGCUGUUUUAUACAAAGGGAAGAAAAUGGAGUUACUUUGGCUAUUACAAUUUGGGGUACUCCAUUUGGGGCCAUUACAACAGAUAGAAAAUACCUGAAGCUUUCAAAUCCUGCCUCAGAGUAAUGAUUUUCAUUUAGGGCAAAUCCGGCCCAAGAUGGCGAAACACUGAUGCACCUGUGUUUGUGUAUAUGUGUGACUGUGUGAAGGGGGAACAAGUGUAAAGUGGGGUUAUGCCCCUAACUUUCGCCUUCAUUGUCGCGGUGACUAAGAUAGUGCUAGGAUGCCAAGUUAGGGAGGCAAAUCUAGUAGGGGUCAAAUUAUGGCACCGGGACACCCGUGUGCCAUUCAUUCACGGACUUGGCGGAGAGCCCAGAGUUUCUGAGCAGUGCUUUGGGCACGGGGAGAAGGUGAACGGAGCACAACAGUCUUGGUUCUCACGGCCUCAGUUUCCCAUUUUAGAGGGAAGAUUAGAAGAGUUGCCCAGCUGGGACUCACCCAUUCCUUACUUCCCAUGCCGCCAGGCUGCCUUUGCGCCUCACUUCCGGCCUCCACGCUUCACUUCCGGCUCGUACCUCCCGCAGUCCUUCCGCUUCUCUAUGGUUACGGAGCCGCAGUCUCUCUGCCGUCGGAAUUUGCUCGCUGACUGAAAAGCGUGAGGCGUCGACCGGUGAGCAGGGACGGCGGAGGGCGGCCCGUGCGGCCUGCGGUGAAGAGGGCGCGCCCUCUGUAUUUCCUUCUGACUUGGAGGAACAACAAUGUCAUCAGAAUCCAGCAAAAAACGCAAACCCAAAGUGAUCCGAAGCGAUGGCGCUCCAGCUGAAGGAAAACGGAGUCGGUCUGACACUGAGCAGGAAGGCAAAUACUACAGUGAGGAAGCCGAAGUUGACCUGCGGGACCCUGGCAGAGACUAUGAGUUAUACAAGUACACUUGCCAAGAGCUACAAAGAUUGAUGGCUGAGAUCCAGGACCUAAAGAGCAGGGGUGGAAAGGAUGUGGCUUUCGAAAUUGAAGAACGAAGGAUCCAAAGCUGUGUGCAUUUCAUGACUCUAAAGAAGCUUAACCGAUUAGCACACAUCAGGUUAAAGAAAGGAAGAGAUCAGACCCAUGAGGCUAAGCAGAAAGUUGAUGCUUAUCACCUGCAGCUACAGAACCUGCUUUAUGAAGUGAUGCACCUGCAAAAGGAGAUCACCAAAUGUCUCGAGUUUAAGUCAAAGCAUGAAGAAAUCGAUCUGGUUACCUUAGAGGAAUUUUAUACAGAGGCUCCACCAAACAUCAGCAAGGCCGAAAUCACGAUGGGAGACCCUCAUCAACAGACCCUGGCACGUCUGGACUGGGAGCUGGAGCAGCGGAAAAGGCUGGCAGAGAAGUACCGAGAGUGUCUGUCCAACAAGGAGAAGAUCCUGAAGGAGAUUGAGGUGAAGAAGGAGUACCUGAGCAGCCUUCAGCCUCGCCUCAACAGCAUCAUGCAGGCUUCCCUCCCAGUGCAGGAAUACCUGUUCAUGCCAUUUGACCAGGCUCACAAGCAGUAUGAGACUGCCAGGCACCUGCCACCUCCCCUCUACGUGCUCUUUGUCCAGGCCACUGCAUAUGGUCAGGCCUGUGCUCAUAUGAAAUCCUCCUCCCAGCCCCCUAGACAGGAUAAGACAUUGUCUGUGGCAAUUGAAGGCAGUGUGGAUGAAGCCAAAGCUCUCUUCAAGCCCCCUGAGGACUCUCAAGAUGACGAGAGUGACUCAGAUGCUGAGGAAGAGCAGACCACGAAACGGCGGCGACCCACACUCGGGGUUCAGUUGGAUGACAAGCGCAAGGAGAUGCUGAAGAGGCACCCGCUAUCUGUUUUGCUUGAUCUGAAGUGUAAAGACAGCAGUGUGCUUCACCUGACUUUCUACUACCUCAUGAACCUCAACAUCAUGACAGUAAAAGCCAAAGUGACAACUACCAUGGAGCUGAUCACCCCCAUCAGUGCAGGAGACUUGCUGUCUCCUGACUCAGUCCUGAGCUGUCUGUAUCCUGGGGAUCAUGGGAAAAAAACUCCGAAUCCAGCCAAUCAGUAUCAGUUCGACAAAGUUGGCAUCCUGAGUUUGAGAGACUAUGUACUUGAAUUAGGCCACCCCUAUUUGUGGGUACAGAAGCUUGGUGGCCUCCACUUCCCCAAAGAACAGCCUCAGCAUACAGUGAUGGCCGACCAUUCACAAAGCGCCAGCCACAUGGAGACCACCAUGAAACUGCUCAAGACCAGGGUGCAGUCCCGCCUGGCUCUCCACAAACAGUUUGCAUCUCUGGAACAUGGCAUUGUGCCAGUCACCAGUGAUUGCCAGUGCCUCUUCCCUGCCAAGGUUGUUUCUCACCUGGUAAAGUGGGUGAUGAUUCCCCAUGAAGAUUACAUGGAUCUGCUUUUCACUAAGGACAUUGUAGAGGCAGGACUGGCUGGGGACACCAAUCUCUACUAUCUGGCACUUAUUGAAAGAGGCACAGCCAAACUUCAGGCUGCUGUGGUAUUGAACCCUGGUUACUCCUCCAUCCCACCCAUUUUCCGGCUCUGUCUGAAUUGGAAAGGGGAGAAAACCAAUAGCAACGAUGACAACAUUCGGGCUAUGGAGAGUGAGGUCAACGUGUGCUAUAAGGAGCUGUGUGGUCCCCGGCCCAGCUACCAGCUCUUGACCAACCAGCUGCAGAGACUAUGUGUGCUGUUGGAUGUCUACCUGGAGACUGAGAGCCAUGAUGACAGUGUAGAAGGGCCCAAGGAAUUUCCCCAGGAGAAGAUGUGCUUGCGGCUUUUCAGGGGUCCAAGCAGGAUGAAGCCAUUUAAAUAUAAUCAUCCUCAAGGAUUUUUCAGCCAUCGCUGACCUUUCUGUCAUUCCCCCAAGGCCCUACCCUGAGUCUGUGUCUCUACUUUCUGCUCUCACCACAUGUGGUUCUUGAUAUUUUUCCAAAGACACUAGCUGAUUAAAGUGUCACCUAACCAAA